Aspergillus melleus is the source of this 2252-nucleotide messenger RNA. It is a transcript of the gene bfr1, whose product is annotated as multicopy suppressor of BFA (Brefeldin A), variant 2. NCBI's taxonomy places the organism in Eukaryota, Fungi, Ascomycota, Eurotiomycetes, Eurotiales, Aspergillaceae. Gene Ontology annotation, cellular component: endoplasmic reticulum; ribonucleoprotein complex; nuclear outer membrane-endoplasmic reticulum membrane network. Gene Ontology annotation, molecular function: mRNA binding. The record is from RefSeq and is a predicted model, not a curated record. Gene Ontology annotation, biological process: intracellular mRNA localization. The transcript is spliced from 2 exons. The coding region runs from base 115 to 1449 and encodes 444 amino acids.
CCCCCGUCAAGUCUCAAUUGUCUUUCUUUUCUUCCUCCUUUCGCUCUCCCCUUUUUUUCUGGAUUGACUCCCCCCAAUUUCAAUCCAUUCUCUUUUGUUUUUCCGGUCCUCAUCAUGGCCGCUGAGACCAAGUCCGCUCCUCCCACGGAGCCCAAGGUGAAACCUACCAAGCCGAACGAGGAGGCUUUCAAGGCCGAUCUCGCUCAGGCCGAGAAGGAGCAUGCCGCUGUGCAGGAGAAAUUGACCCAAGUCAAGGCCAAGAUCGAAGCCGCCAAGCCCAACAACCAGGACUCCCCCGCCGGAAAGAGACAGCAGGAACUCCGCGCUGAACUCUCCUCGAUCCGCCAGAAGCAGCAAGGAUUCAAGUCCUCCCGGUCCAGCACCCAGGAGAAGAUCAAUGCCCUCGACUCCACCCUGAAGGCCCGCAUUGCGGAGCAGAACAACUCCCGCGGCCGCAUGUCCUUCAAGAACGUCGACGAGAUUGACCGUGAGAUCGCCCGUCUGGAGAAGCAGGUUGACUCGGGAACGCUGCGCCUGGUGGACGAGCGCAAGGCGCUGUCGGACGUCUCGAACCUGCGCAAGCAGCGUAAGAACUUCGCCGGUCUGGAGGAGGCCCAGAAGGUGAUCGACGACCUCAAGGCCCAGAUCGCCAACCUGAAGAAGACCCUCGACAACCCCGAAGCCAAGGCCCUUAGCGACAAGUAUUCCGAAAUCCAGAAGGAGUUGGACGCCAUCAAGGCCGAGCAGGACGGUGCGUUCAAGAACCUGAACGCGCUGCGGGACGAGCGCACGAAGCUGCACGGCGAACAGCAGAAGAAGUGGGCGGCCAUCCGCGAAGUCAAGGACACCUACUACAAGAACCGCAAGGCGUACAAGGAGUACGAGGAUGAGGCGUGGCGCGUGCGUCGCGAGAAGCAGAAGGCUCAGCGCGAUGCGUUCGAGCGCGAGAAGAAGAAGAAGGUGGCCGACAAGAAGCUGGAGGAGGCCUCGCGCCUGGCCUACACCGACGAGAUCCUCACCGCGCAGGGACUGAUCCGUCACUUCAACCCCUCGUACGACUUCUCGACGCUGGGUCUGGAUGACAAGAAGGACCAGGGAUCCAACUUCCGCGCCGAGGUGGGUCGCAAGGUGGACGACUCGAACCUCAAGGGCAUGAAGGUGCUUAAGAAGGAGGACCGCGAGGAGGACUACUUUGUCGGUGGCGGCGGCAAGAAGGGCAAGAAGGGUAAGAAGGGCACGGGCUCUUCCACCUCUGCUGCCGCUGCCACGAACGCCGCCGUGCCGGCCGACAAGUUCAACAUGAACGUGGGUGUGAUCGAGGACUUUGCCAAGGUCAAGAUCGAUCCUCCCAUGAACCAAAGCGACGUUCCGGCCGCGAUCGAGAAGCUUGCCGCCAAGAUCACGGAAUGGAAGAGCACCCAGGCCGAGAAGACCCAGGAGGUAAGCUAGCGGCUGUUCCCCAUGCAAGAAUGCAUACUGACUGACCGGACCAGAACAUCAAGAAGGCUCAGGACGAGAUCGACCGUCUGGACGAGGAGUCGACCGCGGCCGAGGCCAACGGACGGGCGACCGACGCGGCCAAGAAGCCCGCGCAGGAGAACAGCGGCGUCAACGGCACCGUGUCGGCGACGGCCGAACUGAAGCAGGAGAAGGAUGCGGCGGCCGACGUGUCCGAGGAACUGCAGAAAGCCUCGCUCGAGGAGAAGGCAUAGAUAUAUAUCAACCUUACCUUUGCAUGAUGACAGCGAAUGUGACACUUUAGACCGACUAAAGUCCAGCAUUACAUUUUGGUUAUGCAUUUCUUUUUUUUCAUUUUCGUGGUCGCCGCUGACGGCGAUGCUUUCUUUCCCCUUUUCUUUCACCCAUUUUCUCUUUCUUUCUCUGUAACUUCAGUUCCCAUUAUUUUCUUUUAUUCUUGUGGUUAUUUGGCAACGGCAUGUCUCUCCGAGACAACUCUCAUCUGUGAUCUCAUCUUCGAUUUUGUUUCAUGUGUUCUACCAAAAGUGCCCACCGCUGUACGUAACGAACUGAUGAGCGGUUGAGCAAGCAAUCUGAUAUCUUUCGAUUCGAGAAUUACUAUCUUGUGAUGUUAUCUCCGUACCAAUCGAGUGGGGGGGUUUUUUUUAGUGAGGUCCACUUGCAGCGACAGAGGAAACAGUGACAGGUUCACGUCGGGUGGCGGUGCAGGGCGCUUGCCGUGGCGCUGACAGGCAGACAAUCAUCGUGAUUCCAUGGAAGGAUAUAAAAGCUCG